CAUGCUGUCAAUUUGGUAUGCUAUCGACCUUGAGUAAACGGAUCAGGUAUUGGAUGUGGUAUUAUAUUGUCUUAAAGUCACAGCGAUGAUGCUGAGAAAGGUUGUUGAAGUAUGCACGAUGACGUAAUGCAAGCGCGGGGGAUACAUUACAGUGGCAUGAACGUCUGCGACCCACGUCUUUACACGAUAUUCAUAUUACCAUCAACGCAUUGUCUCCUGGUGAGCACGUCAUUAUGUCUUCAAAUCCCCGUGUUGUUCUUCUUGGUACUUGCGAUACAAAGUUGGAAGAGUUGCUAUUCCUUCGUAAAGAAAUAGAGCGGAACAAUGUCGACGUGAUGCUGAUGGAUGUGGGUCGGCGCCACAAGGAGUAUGAUGCCAUCACAAUCAGUCAACACCAACUGCUGGAGGAUCAUGGAGAUGCAAAAGAUGUGAGCAAGCUACCUCGAGGAGAAGUCAUCAAGACCAUGGCUGGCUGCGCUACCAAGGCUGUCAAAAAGCUAUUCGAUGAAGGAAAGAUACACGCCGCGAUCAACGCGGGAGGUUCAGGUGGUACGUCGCUCGCAGCGGAAGUGAUGAGAACUGCGCUCCCUAUCGGCUUUCCAAAGCUGAUCGUGUCAACUGUGGCAAGCGGCGAUACUGGGCCAAUCGUAGGGGAAACCGACAUCACCCUGAUGUACAGCGUUGUAGAUGUGGCUGGCCUUAAUCAAGUGCUCCGCAAUGUGCUUAGCAAUGCCGGAGCAGCCAUAGCUGGAAUGGCUCGCGCAUACGCACCUCGCCAACAAGACGCAGCUCAGCUGCUAAAGAAACGUGUUGGUAUUACUAUGUUCGGUGUCACCACGCCAGCUGUCGACUUCAUCCGAAAACAUCUCGAAGACAACUACGACAUUGAGACGUACGUCUUUCAUGCUACCGGUCACGGCGGGAAAGCAAUGGAACGACUCAUCCAAGAAGGUGGGCUGGAUGCAGUUCUCGAUCUUACCACUACCGAGAUAUGCGAUCAUAUUACCGGCGGUGUCAUGAGUGCUGGUGAGCAUCGUCUCGAAGCCGCCGCAAAAGCCGGAAUACCAAAUAUCGUCUCCGUAGGCGCGACCGACAUGACAAACUUUGGUCCGAGAAGCACAGUGCCGGAACGAUACAAAGAUCGCAAGCUGUAUGAGCACAAUCCUGUCGUGACCUUGAUGAGGACAUCAGUAGACGAAGCAACUCAAGUUGGCAAAUUUAUUGCAACGAAAUUGAAGCAUUGUGCAAAGAAGCCCGGAGCAAUUCAAGUCUGGUUACCGAAGGGUGGUAUCAGCAUGAUCGCUGUCCCUGAUGGGCCUUUUGAAGACCAACAGGCGGAUGCUGCGCUCUUCAGUGCGAUACGAGAGGAACUCCAGGGUGGUAAUAUUGAAGUUACCGAAGACGAGCGCGCGAUUAAUGAUGAGGGAUUUGCGCACGAUAUCGCGGAGGCGCUAGUCGCGAAGAUGGGAAUUGGUCGGUAAGCAAAUUGUGGUAAUUGCGUGACUUUGAGAAGGCGCAGCGAAAGAUGGCACAGCCAGUCCAGGAGCAGUUGCCAAUGUCAAUUACCAUCUUCCCAAGCUCUUGGCUCCGAGACGAGGUGCAUGCGCCUGACGACCAUAGGACCGUGCCACUUCCAACACGCAUCGCCAGGCAUCUUCACGCCUGUAUUAGGCGGCGCGGCCGGUGCAGCGCCCCUGAAUUACUAUCCGAGAUGGCAACAAGCUUUUUUGGGCUCAGGCGU
Messenger RNA from Alternaria alternata, 1741 nucleotides. RefSeq lists its product as hypothetical. The coding region runs from base 234 to 1481 and encodes 415 amino acids. The record is from RefSeq and is a predicted model, not a curated record. NCBI's taxonomy places the organism in Eukaryota, Fungi, Ascomycota, Dothideomycetes, Pleosporales, Pleosporaceae. The transcript has a single exon.